CUCUCCCAACUCCCCCCCCCCUUUUGUGCGCAGAAGAUACUCCCGUUUCCUUAAAACUGCUGGCAUUUGCUUGUCAAGCACGGGAUUUUCCAAGGACUGUCGACCUCUUUACGAGUUCCGAAUUUGCAAGGCUAUAUCCAGCUUUUAUUGUGCGUGUGUGCGAUUUUCUGCCUCCAACUUUUGUUGUGUUGCCUAUGCAGACAAAAAAACAUUAACAGCAAAAACCAACCACACCACAAGACAAAGAUCAAGAAAGAAAAACUCACAAACAAGUUUUCAAGAACAAAAACAUCACAAACGGAUUUGCCUUUUUGCCAGGCGAGGACUUUUGAGACAGCAACACAAGCUUUGACAUUUCAUUAGCCUUUGGUCUCCUGAGAUUGCAAGAAACCGCCUCCCGACCCGCUCGUAGAGUACGAAUCUUUGUCCAUUUAAAUACGGAAUCAAUCGUCAAGCUCUGCAGCUGUGACUUUGAAUAGCCAUGGCAGCUUCUACGCAGAUUGCAUUUCGCACCCUUAAGGGAAUCGGCCUCUUGGACGCCUCACCUCUGUACCAGCCUGUUGCAGGCUUCGAGAGGCCUGAAGGGAAUCUUCGCUGUAGCGCUUAUUCACCAUGCGGCCGCUAUUUCGCAUGGGCGUCUCCGGAGCGUGUUACUAUCAUUGAUCCUUCCGUUGGCCACAUCAUCACCACCCUGCCAGCCGACAACGUCUUCGAAUUGGGCUUCUCCCCACUUGGUACAUACAUCAUUACCUGGCAACGGCCAACAAAGGACGAGAAUGGAGAUUCCGUCAAGAACUUGAAAGUAUGGAACGUGGAGGCUCACGCAAAGGAGGGCGGAGUCGGUGAAAACUCAGUGGUAGGUCGUUUCGUUCAGAAGUCGCAAAACAGCUGGAAUCUGCAGUAUACCUCGGAUGAGCGGUAUUGUGGCCGCGUUGUCACCAACGAAGUUCAAUUUUAUAAGAGCCAUGACCUCUCAACUGUGUGGAACAAGCUGCGACAGGAGGGUGUUGUCGAUUUUGCUCUUUCCCCCGGGAAGACGCAAGCACUCGCUGUUUUUGUGCCUGAGCGCAAGGGUCAACCGGCUUCAGUCAAGGUUUAUGUCGUCCCUCAGUUCGCGAAUCCUGUUUCGCAGAAGACUUUCUUCAAGGGCGAUAAGGUCCAGCUCAAAUGGAAUAGUUCUGGAACUUCUGUUAUAGUUUUGGCACAAACAGACGUCGAUAAAUCUGGCAAGAGUUACUACGGAGAAACUACCCUGUAUUUGUUGAGCGCAACUGGAGCUUUUGAUUCUAGGAUCGACCUUGACCGAGAAGGACCCAUCCAUGACGUGACAUGGUCUCCCAACUCGAAGGAGUUUGGAGUCGUCUAUGGUUAUAUGCCGGCUAAAACAACUAUCUUCAACUACCGCGGUGUUGCUACUCAAAGCUAUCCUCUUGCCCCACGGAACACGAUCGUAUUCUCACCCCACGGACGAUUUGUUGUUGUUGCAGGCUUUGGAAACUUGGCUGGUCAGAUGGAUAUUUAUGAUCUGGAAAAGGGUCAUAAGAAGGUCACCACUAUCGAGGGCUCCAAUGCCACCAUUUGCGAUUGGUCUCCAGAUGGAAAACACAUCCUCACUGCCACUACUAGCCCCAGACUGAGAGUCGACAAUGGUGUACGCAUUUGGCAUGUGAGCGGCGCCCUUCAAUACAAUGAAGACAUGAAUGAGCUGUACCAAGUCUGCUGGCGUCCCCAAGGGGCAACGGAAUAUCCAAUCACUGACCCCUUUAACCCUGCCCCGGUCCCUCACGCGUCUGCUCUGGAAUACCUUGCCAAGAGGAAGACCCCAUCUAAGCCUGUUGGAGCCUAUCGACCACCUGGUGCACGCGGUCAGACGACGUCUUUGGCAUUCAAAAGGGAAGACGAAGGUGGUGCUGCCUUUAUGAGAGAAGGAACAACUUCUCUGGGGCCUGCCAAUGGAUUUGGCAAGCCUAGAAGACGUGACAUUCCUGGUGCCGACCCAGUCGAGUAUGUGCCACCAGGCGCAGCUCCUGGCGGCGGAGUGGCUCUCCCGCAUGGGGCUGACGUGACAGAUGAAAAGCUGUCAAAGUCAGCUGCGAAAAACAAGAAGAAGCGCGAGGCCAAAAAGGCCAAAGAAACCGCUGAAAAGGACGGUGAACUGGCCCCUCCAACCGCGCCUCAGCAUCUGAACCCCAGCCCAGACCGUCGCGGAGACCAGCAGCAGCGAGGCCGAUCCAAAAGCCAUACACGCAACCGAGCAGAGAGCAACGUCAACAAUCAUCGCGCGAAUGGCACUGCAUCAGCAGGAAACAACCAGGGGAACAAGGUUGCCAAAGCGAGCCCUCAGCCAAUUGCCCCGCCGGAUUCCCCUGGCGGGAACACAACUCAAGACAAGCGCGUCCGCGGACUACUCAAGAAACUCCGCGCCAUCGACGAAUUGAAAAUGCGACUGGCCGCUGGCGAGAAAUUGGAAGAUACACAAAUGAAGAAAAUUCAAACGGAGGAUUCAGUGCGUAAAGAAUUGGACGGCUUGGAUUUUAUCGGGUAGAUGGGAGAUGCCACGCCACUGUACAGAUGCUCUCAACAUCUCCUUUCACUAAAAUAGUGGGAAGAGGUGUCCUAGAGCAACUCUGAUAUCACACAUCCAGUCUAUUACUGCCUAGCUCAUUUCAAAUCUCGAGAUGGAUACACGGGAAAAACCUAUUUUUACAUAUCAAUAGAGAUUCAUAUAGUAGAACUGAUCAAAAAAUGGAAAAUAUAUGUUGGAUCUGA
Talaromyces proteolyticus is the source of this 2769-nucleotide messenger RNA. RefSeq names its product putative eukaryotic translation initiation factor subunit eIF2A. NCBI's taxonomy places the organism in Eukaryota, Fungi, Ascomycota, Eurotiomycetes, Eurotiales, Trichocomaceae. Gene Ontology annotation, molecular function: mRNA binding; translation initiation factor activity; tRNA binding. Bases 482 to 2545 code for a protein of 687 amino acids. Gene Ontology annotation, cellular component: cytosolic small ribosomal subunit. Gene Ontology annotation, biological process: translational initiation. The transcript is spliced from 6 exons. The record is from RefSeq and is a predicted model, not a curated record.